Calypte anna (Anna's hummingbird) is the source of this 1038-nucleotide messenger RNA. RefSeq names its product cysteinyl leukotriene receptor 1 (gene CYSLTR1). Gene Ontology annotation, biological process: G protein-coupled receptor signaling pathway. Gene Ontology annotation, molecular function: leukotriene receptor activity. The coding region runs from base 1 to 1038 and encodes 345 amino acids. The transcript has a single exon. NCBI's taxonomy places the organism in Eukaryota, Metazoa, Chordata, Aves, Apodiformes, Trochilidae. The record is from RefSeq and is a predicted model, not a curated record. Gene Ontology annotation, cellular component: plasma membrane.
AUGCGGGUGCCACCCCACAACCUCUCCUGCCUCCACUCCAUCGAUGACUUCCGAAACAGCGUCUACUCCACCCUCUACUCCCUGAUCAGCAUCCUGGGCUUCCUCGGCAACACCAUCGUGCUCUACAUCCUCAUCAGGACCUACAGGCAGAAAACAGCCUUCCAGGUGUACGUGCUCAACCUGGCCCUCUCAGACUUCCUCUGUGUCUGCACCCUGCCCCUGCGUGUCACCUACUACGUCCACAAAGGGAGCUGGUUCUUCGGGGACUUCCUCUGCAGGGUCACUUCCUACGCCUUGUACGUCAACCUCUACUGCAGCAUUUUUUUCAUGACUGCCAUGAGCUUCUUCCGCUGCGUGGCCAUCGUUUUCCCGGUGCGGAGCAUCACCCUGGUGACUGGGAGGAAGGCUAAAUUUGUCUGUGCAGGCAUCUGGGUUUUUGUCACCCUGACCAGUGCUCCCUUCCUGCAGAACGGGACGUACCAACACGGCAACAAGACCAAGUGCUUCGAGCCCCCGGAGGACUCUCAGAAGACAAACCUGGUGGUCACCCUGGAUUUUAUCGCCCUUUUCCUGGGCUUCGUUUUCCCCUUUAUUGUCAUAACCAUCUGCUACGCCAUGAUCACCAGGACCUUGCUGAAAAAUUCCCUGAAGAAGAACCAGGCCAGCCGUAAGAAGGCAGUCUGGAUGAUCAUCAUCGUCACCCUCACCUUCCUGGUCAGCUUCACCCCCUACCACGUCCUGCGCACGGGUCACCUCCGGGCGCUGUGGCUGCAGAACUCCAGCUGUGAGGAUGCCAUCUUCCUCCAGAAAUCCGUCGUGGUGACGCUCCCCUUGGCAGCCUCCAACUGCUGCUUCGACCCCUUGCUCUACUUCUUCUCGGGGGGCAACUUUCGGAAGAGGCUCACAACUUUAAGGAAGGCUUCUUCCUCCAGCUUGACUCAAGCCUUCAGGAAAAAGUUCUCCAUAAAAGAGAAAGACGAGGAAACCUCUGGAGAAAGCCACAGGGAGGGUGGCAAGGCAGCUGUGGCCCCUUCAUAA